AACUUUCCUGCACUCAUUGUCCGUGUCUCACGUCAUGGAAAGAGUUGGGUUACUUCGGUGCUGAACGUAAAGGGAUAUACUCGCCGAAGAGAACUGAGGAGAGGAGACCGGGGCCCUGAACUCAAACCCUACAACAACAGGAGUGAAAACAGGACGAACAGGACUCUGAGAGAGAAAAGCAGCGUUUUGUUGGUAAAAUGGAGCGGGCUGGUGACGGAGUGAGGCUCGGGUCCCAGGAUGCCUUCACCAUGUCUGUGUGUCUUUGUGCUGCUGCUGCUGAGAUAAUGUUUUGAUAUCACGCGUGUGCGUGUGUUUGGGAGGCGCAGAGCUUUGUGUUUUUCUCCUUCCUCCUCUGUGGCGACCAGUAAACACUCAGCACAGGAUUAUUACUGCAGCACGGUCUUCACUGCGAGCUGCAUUCGGUGUCUUUGGUGAGUUAGCCGGUGUUUAAAUAGCCGAGCUGAGGAUUUGUGUUCGCCUGCUGGACCAGAAACAGGGGAGCUGGAUUUAGGCGGCCUUUGGAUUUUAAAGUUUCUUGCGAAGAUUCAUAUUUAAGGCUGAAUGCUGGAUCUGGACUUGUUAUUGUAACUGGAAGUUCACGCGUUGAGAAUGUGAGGACUUUGGCUUUGAAGUAUUAAAAUGUAGCACUGAACUGUUUGAGAAGCGUUUGGAUCUGUUUGUAUAAAAAUAUUUUUUUGUUCCACUAAAAAAGCUAGAAUAGCUUACAGACUGUUACUGUUAUAUAAGCACAGACUGUUUUCAUUAACAUUUAACACUGUAGGCUGCUUUGCCCUCGCCUUUGUAUCUCCAGAUUAGACCCUUUUUGUUACAGAUCACCUGAUUGGCACCAAAGACAUAACUAGGCUGCCUUCUUUGUGGGUUUAGUGUUUUUGCAGGCAGGUUAGUUUGUGAACGGACUACAUUUUCAACAUUGUUCAACAGUAUGGAAGGGAACGCUUUUACAACCAGUAAUCAAGUGAAGCUUUGAGUUCUGCUGUGUCUGUUUGGUUUUUGUUUACAGUUGUGAGAUGAGGUGAAUCACUAGAGAGACUAAAGGAAAUUGAUCUUGUGCCACGCUCUUUGUUUUCGUCUUGCUCUCUGGCAUCUGAAGAAGUCAAAAUGUCACUGAAAGCCAAAGCACUUUACACGUUCCAAAGUGAGAACAAGGAGGAGAUCAGCAUCCAGGAGAACGAGGAGCUGGUGAUUUUUGACGAGAACUCUGUAGACGGCUGGCUGCGGGGAGAGAACAGUCGUGGGGAGAGAGGCCUCUUCCCGGCUUCGUACGUGGAGAUCAUUCGGCCGCGUUCCAACUCGAACCAGACUGACUGCUCCCUCAGCCCUGCGGGUUCACCGGGCAAAGACUCGCCCUACUUCCUCCACUCCACCAGCUACGACGAUGACGAUGAUGAUUGGGAUGACUGGGAUGAUAGCUCUACAGUGGUCGAAGACGAAGACCCUCGCAGAGCGGUGGGUGCGAACGGCCAUGCUCACCAGAGCCCGUACCCCAACCCCAACGUGCAUUACCGCGCCAAGCCCCACAUGGAGCGCCAGGACAGCAUCUCUAGCUCCAGGAAAGGCAGUAUGGUGGGCCGGAACCUCAACCGCUUCUCCAGUUUUGUGCGCUCAGGGGUGGAGGCAUUUGUCCUCGGCGACGUGCCCAUGAUGGCGAAGAUAGCCGAGUCCUACUGCAUAGAAAUGGGCCCUCAGGGGCCUCAGUGGAAGGAGAGUCCUCAGCCUUUUUGCUGCUCCAUUGAGGACCCCACCAAACAGACCAAGUUCAAAGGCAUUAAGACGUACAUUUCCUAUCGAGUCACUCCCAGUCACACUGGCAGGCCUGUGUACCGCCGCUACAAGCACUUUGACUGGCUGUACAACCGCCUGCUGCACAAGUUCACUGUCAUCUCCGUGCCCCACCUGCCCGAGAAGCAGGCCACUGGGCGCUUCGAGGAAGACUUCAUCGAGAAGAGGAAGAGGCGGCUCAUCCUGUGGAUGAAUCACAUGACCAGUCACCCAGUGCUCUCUCAGUACGAGGGCUUUGAACAUUUCCUCAUGUGUGGAGAUGACAAGCAGUGGAAGCUGGGCAAGCGGCGGGCGGAGAAGGACGAGAUGGUAGGGGCUCACUUCAUGCUCACCCUCCAUAUCCCCAACGAGCAUCAGGACCUGCAGGAUGUGGAGGAACGCAUCGACUCCUUCAAGGCCUUCGCCAAGAAGAUGGACGACAGUGUGAUGCAGCUGACACACGUGGCCUCUGAGCUCGUCCGCAAACAUCUCGGAGGCUUUCGCAAGGAGUUUCAGCGGCUAGGGAACGCUUUCCAGUCCAUCAGCCAGGCUUUCAUGCUGGACCCACCAUGCAGCUCCGACGCCCUGAACAACGCCAUCUCGCACACCGGACGGACGUAUGAGAACAUUGGGGAGAUGUUUGCGGAGCAGCCCAAAUAUGACCUGUUCCACAUGCUGGACAAACUAUCGCUGUACCAGGGCUUGUUGUCCAACUUCCCAGAUAUCAUUCAUUUACAGAAAGGUGCGUUUGCGAAGGUAAAGGAAUCGCAACGUAUGAGUGACGAGGGGAAGAUGGAUCAGGAAGAGGCGGACGGCAUUCGGAAGCGCUGCAGGACAGUGGGCUUCGCCUUGCAGGCAGAGAUGAACCACUUCCACCGUCGCAGGGAGGUGGACUUUAAAGAGAUGAUGCAGGCCUACCUCCGCCAGCAGAUUGCCUUUUACCAGCGCGUGGGUCAGCAGCUGGAGAGGACCCUCCACAUGUACGACAACCUCUAGAGUAUGAGCCAGCCAUUGGAAGCAUUAUUAGCCUGCAGGAACGUCAUUAACCCGCGUGGAGAGCUUGUCCUGCUUCUACGCAGAGCCGCUUAAUCUCUCUAGAUCUUGAAGGUUUACAAAGAUGCCCCACACCUUAGAGGCGACACAUGAAUUCAAUCAUUUCUAAGUCAUUGUCAAUGGCUUUUACAGAGACGGUUGGACUGAAUAUGUUGUGGACAUGAAUAUGGUCAGAUUUUAGAGAAAAUCAGAAUGCAAGUGAGGACCAAGCACUAGCUCAUGCACUUAAAAAUGUCACUUUCUUGGCUGCUUUUCAUAGCCAACAAACAGAAUUCCAGGGACUCGCACAGUUCACGUUGCCUUGAUGGAAAAAUAUCCUUGUAAUUGUAUCUAUCAUCUUAUUUUGUUACACAUAUUCCAUUUAAUUUAAGCAUAUUUGCUAAGUAAAGUAAGUCCUUACGUCAUAAUUUGUACUCUUGACCAGUUGUGACCUCUCAGUCUCAGGUUGAGUAGCUUUUCUUGAGCAAGGUCUCGAUGCAAGCCAUUAUCGUCCAUUAGUGACGUCUUUAUUGAUCAAGCUCUGCAGGUGCCAGAGCUGCAUGAGUGAAAACUGUGCUCUCUUUCAGACUAAACAAAUCUAGAAUUAGCUUAGCCAAUGUCUGAUGAUUGUGACAUUUGCGAGUGCUUAAAAACUUUUAAAAAUGCUAGAAGUUUACUUUUAUUAUCUUGUUUUUUUUCCAGACAGCAGACUAAAAUUUGGUUGCCUUGCCUGUUUCUGGCUACUAUGUCCACCAGUUAAAUAUGUCUUAGAACAUUCCAGUAGCACCAGCAUUUCAGCUAACCCAAUAUGGGAAGUAUUCUGAGAGAUUUUAUGAAUGCACCCUGUAUUUGUUGGAAGGUUUAGCUUUGAGUGGAUCUGCUUUUGGAGCAUGACAAGCACAAAAGGGACUCCCUCCCAACUACUUCUUUUAAGAAGUACCUGAGGGGACUGCCACUUUUAGUGGUAUAUUUUUGGUCAGAUAUGAAUAGGUUAGUUAUUUUUUAGGAGGAACUUUUUUUUUUACGUAGACUUUAAUGGAGGGUGGAUAGGGUUAGUGUUCUUCUGAGUGCUAGAUAGUGUAAGAGAGAGUUCCUCUGCAGUCUUUCAGAAAUGUGAGUUCAUGAUUUCAUGUUUGACACAUUGCAAAAACAUCACAGAUUCAGGCUAGAGAUGAGGGUAGCUUUUGUAGUAUUUUUCUGUGUACAAUUUUUAACAUUCACGUCAUUUUUACGAGUUUUGACACAAUUUACAAUUUACUGUCAUUUGCACAUUUCUCUCCUGUUCUGACGAUGGUUGAGGAUUUCUGAACUUUCUUCUUCGAACAGAUCUCCUCACUCAAACACGAGAGCUAACAAGUUAGCUUGUGCUCCUGUAAUAAGGAACACUUUUAAACAACAGUGCGUCAAGAAUGCUACCGCUAAAAGGUUGAGGCCAUACAUUUGGCGUGCUUUCACACCUACCUUGUUUGGUAGACCUAUCAAACUUUUUCUUUAGUGCGGUUCUUUUUGACAGGUGUGAACACCUGUACUCGGGUCUGCACCAGACAACAGAGCUGUGGUCCACCAAAAAUAGUGCUUCCAAGCGAAGCCUGGUUUAGUUCCACUGCUGUUGGGAACACAUUUUUAUGAUGGUCAACACCAAACAAGAGUCCACAUCAGAACAUGCUUUCCUCUUCUCCUAGCAGCAUGUUAUCGCUGUACUGUCUAUAGAAACUGUCUGUUUUAUCGUCUGAUUUUUUAAAAGACGCUCAUAUCAUUCUUGCAGCACAAGCUGCUGCUGAUAACAGAAAACGAGCAAUAAAAUAGUCCAGUAAUCCCUUUUGAUUUUGGCUAAUGGAUCGCAGAACAUAUGUUUGGCAUCAGCGACCUGAUUGGUUAAUUAGCAAACCAAUCAUAAACCAGGUUUAAAUUAAGGCACAUGUGAAAGUAACAGAGCAGCUGUUUGCAACUUUAGCCAUUGCUAAACCAACCGAGCCAAAUGAAAAAAAUACAGUGUCACAAAAACCCAAACUUUGCUGCAGAAUUUAGGAAGCUAGGUGUGGAAACAGCUUUAAAGUAACCAGUUUCACCAGUACCUGUUGUGGUGGCCAUGGUGCUGUGUCUACAGUUACUAUAAACAGAACUGGUUUCCUCUUUCCUUCCAGGCUCUGAGUCCCUGUACCUGCUUUUUGUUAGGGAAACAGCAUGCUGGAUGACCGUUGAUGACCAAACUCUUAGCUAUGAAUGUUAACCAAGGAUUUUCCAUUCUAGUGUGUCAGUGAUCAUAGUCUCUUGUGUGAGAGGUAGGAAUCUUCAUAGACGUGACAGUGAUGCAGUUUAAGUAUCAAAAUCCUCAUGGUAAUUAAUACAUUCCUUCAUACAAAGAAUCAUUCAUUCAUGUAAUGUUCAGAUUUACAUGUAGUUCUAGUUCCAAUAAGAGGUUCCAGCAUUUUGAUCCCAGCUGUUUAUUUGAUUUGCAGAGGAAUGACAUGUACAGUAGUUGACGGAAAGCAGUUCGAUCUGUUGGGGGAUUUCUUUACUGGCAAUCCAGCCAGAUAAACAAAUCCCUCUGGAAACUGGAGACCGUGGAGCAGAGACAGGUCAUGAGUCAGGGCUGAGUCUGUCCACUUGGCCAUUGCAUGCACAUUCUUAAUACAGCUGAUUUCAGGGUAAUGGAAAAGAGACCCCUCCCUUUGCACGCUCUGCAAUUGCUGACAGACCAAAGUGUUACUAGUUGUAUCUUGACUCAAAUAAACAAAGAAUUCUUCUUCCUUUUUGUACAAUUUGAGACAGGGUGUAGUAUGGCUCUUAUAAUGCUGAAGAUGGGACGUGUUGUGGAAAAGACUGGGAGUCCAGAGAGGAAGAGAAAAGCCCAUAGGACUGACUGCAAUGGACUCCACUGCUUGCUGUUGAUGGCCCUUGUAGAAAGAAAGACAGGAAUGUAUCAAAGCCAUGUUAAGUAAGGACUCUGGGGACCACAGUCUUCACACGGAUGAUUUGGACUCUGAAAGGACGUGUGAGUUUGGUUAGUAAAAUGUGUGAUUACUCUCUGUUAGGGGAAAGCUGGAAAAAAGAGCAUUGUUUUCCACUGCAGUCAUGCGCUGAAUGUCUUAAUAAAGAGAUAAUCCAAAAGUG
Molecule: messenger RNA, 5925 nt
Organism: Colossoma macropomum (tambaqui)
Lineage: Eukaryota; Metazoa; Chordata; Actinopteri; Characiformes; Serrasalmidae
Gene: snx33
Product: sorting nexin 33
Exons: 2
Coding region: 1120-2775 (551 amino acids)
Biological process (GO): intracellular protein transport; endosomal transport; cleavage furrow formation
Cellular component (GO): cytoplasmic vesicle; plasma membrane
Molecular function (GO): phosphatidylinositol binding; protein binding
Source: RefSeq, a predicted model, not a curated record